AUGUCCUGCGAGAAGUUUACCACUCGUGCUCAGAAUAAGCGUUACCUGGCCGAUACCGUAAACUCACUGAUCAAGGAGGCGAAGGAAGGAGAUGCAUUCGCCGACAUUCCCCUUGAUCUCCGUCACCACAAGCCGAAGACCAAGCUCCAAUUCCCCGACUCCUGGAAGUUGACCCCGGAGCGCAAGAAACAAAUCGAAGCUCGCCGUGCUGAGAGACUACGCCUGGAGAAGGAAAGAGCGGGCAUCAUUGAUGGCAAGGCGGUCAUCGCCGACGCGGCCCGGGUCUUGCCAGCAUUGAACCCUGCCUUGAGGGCCAAGGCAACUGAAGAGCGAGAGAGGGUUGCUGUUCGGGUCACUGACUUACUUAUCCAAUGUAUUAUACUCAUUCAUCUUCAUACAUACACCUUAUUACUCCUUUCAAUUAGUACCAUGAUACUGAUCUUGGCCAAGUCUUCCUGUAUAAAGUAG
Messenger RNA from Aspergillus oryzae RIB40, 468 nucleotides. RefSeq names its product mitochondrial 37S ribosomal protein mS35. The transcript has 2 exons. NCBI's taxonomy places the organism in Eukaryota, Fungi, Ascomycota, Eurotiomycetes, Eurotiales, Aspergillaceae. The record is from RefSeq and is a predicted model, not a curated record. The coding region runs from base 1 to 468 and encodes 155 amino acids.